AAACUGUCGAUGUGAUGUAAUGGCUGCUUCGAGUUGUGAAAGCAGUCUUGCUCCCAUCGACUUCCAAAUAGAUUCGUCCUGCGAAAGUUCCGAGGAGAUUCGAGUGGCGGUAGAGCGAUGUCCGUUGUGCAUGUCAACCAAGCGUCCGUUUUACUGCACCGUCUGUGUCAAUGAUGGAGUAUUUGAACACUCAACUUCACAGUUUCCAGAGCGAUUCACACAAAAGAAAGAAAAAUGGGAUUUGCAGGAAAAGGAAAAGUUUAAAUUGCAAGAAAGGAUUGAAAAAUCAGUUCGUGCUCAACAUAAUAAGGCAAAAAAGCAAGCAGAAAUUGAUGAAUGUAGGAGGAAAGUGGACAUGUUGAAAUGCUACAUCAGUACCUUAAAAACACAUGCUCAACAGGACAAGAAGCGUAUUGAGAAAGCAAAAAAUGAAAAUGCCCUUAAACGUCGUAAUACGGCCCGUCAUGGUGACAAGAUGGCUAAGAUCAAGAUGUUCAUUGACAGUAUCACCAGCAUCGCUGUCAAGAGAGACAGUGAUCGGACGGCAGUCCAGAACAGCUUGGCCGAAAAGAGACGAUUUCUCGUUGAUGUGCUGGUUCAGUUUAUAUUCCCCAUAGAGGAAAUACAGCCAAGAAGUGAGACUGAGAGCAUCAACCUGAGUACGGAGAGCGCCCUGCAGGAGGCGUGCCACACCACGUUCGUGCACGGCCACUGGGUCUACACCGACAUGGUGGGGGACACUGGUCACCGCAUCGUGGAGCAUGCAACGCUGCCGGGCAACGGCGACUAUACCGCGUACAACAUCUGGGCGGCUGAAAACCGUGAGAAUGGUUCCGCACCGGAGCACGAGUCCGGUCAGCGUAACGCUGGACACACGAUCAGCGCCGCGCUCUGCUACACGGCUCAACUCGUGUCGGUGCUCAUCUACAUACUGGACGUCAGUCUACCCAGGAAACUCUGUUACAGCGAAUUCUGCCUGGACGACCUGACAGAGAAGCAGCUGUCGAGUGCCGUCUCUCGCUUGAACCAUAAUAUACUUCACCUGUGUUUCUCACAGAAUGUCAGUCCACGACACCUCGUUCCACGUCAUUCUCUGCACAACAUAAUGGUGCUGCUCAGAUCAUCCGAAUUAGGCAGACUACACGCGUUUGAAGUUAACGAGACUCUCAUUCAGUCCAUCACGGAUGGCAGCUUGUCGUCGGAGAGCGACGAUGAACACAUGAUCACCGAGGACGAACUGGACCUAGACUGGGAGCGGGUGGCCAGUGACUACCCCAUGUCCACCGUCUACACCGUCGCUCACUCCGGGUUCGUCAACACCACCACAACGCAUUCCAACUCUGAGGGCUUGAUCACAUCGGCAGCUGCCUCCGUGGCAUCGUUUUGGAGGGCAGCUACUAGCCACUUCGAAAGAAGAUGAUGGAUUUUUUUUUUUUGUUUUUUUUUUUAAAACAAAGCAAGCAGACUGUGAUUUUUUAAAUUUAUUUUAUAUUUGCAAUAUUUUUAUGCAUUGGAAUCUAGACAUUUUCAUUAAAUCUAGAUGGA
Molecule: messenger RNA, 1545 nt
Organism: Gigantopelta aegis
Lineage: Eukaryota; Metazoa; Mollusca; Gastropoda; Neomphalida; Peltospiridae
Product: beclin 1-associated autophagy-related key regulator-like
Exons: 9
Coding region: 20-1420 (466 amino acids)
Biological process (GO): autophagosome assembly; mitophagy; cellular response to starvation
Cellular component (GO): autophagosome; extrinsic component of omegasome membrane; extrinsic component of phagophore assembly site membrane
Source: RefSeq, a predicted model, not a curated record